Molecule: messenger RNA, 360 nt
Organism: Cladophialophora bantiana CBS 173.52
Lineage: Eukaryota; Fungi; Ascomycota; Eurotiomycetes; Chaetothyriales; Herpotrichiellaceae
Exons: 1
Coding region: 1-360 (119 amino acids)
Source: RefSeq, a predicted model, not a curated record
AUGAGAGCAAAUUCCAAGAGCAAGAACAAGAAUCAGAAUCGUUCCAUAAAAUGUUGGAAAGAGAAAGAACAAGCACAUGCCGAACUCGAGACCGAGCUAAGGAAGGUCCACGGGAAGAUCAGCCAUAUCGAGGAAGAUCUGGAAAACAAAGGAAACGAGCUAGCUAUUGCUCAAAAAGAGAGUAAAGAGCAAGAAGCCACAUUAUCUAACCGCUUGCGUGAGGCUCAAGAGAAGGUACAGUUGUUGACGCAAAUAAACACAGCAGAGAAACCCAGUCUGACAAAACAGCUCAAUGAAGCAUUGGAGAAGUGCGCAACUCUUGAGAUGGCCAAGAAAGAACCAGAUCCUGAUCUGACAUGA